CUGUCAACUCCCUGUCAAUCAUAUCAACCUACAUCUUUUUCUGAUUUACUCUAGAGCAUAUCUCCUAACUCAAAUUUUCGAUCUUCUAGACCCUUGGCAUUAUGGGUUCCUCAGCCGUCGCUGAAUCGCUUCAAAGAAAGCAUCCUUUACAACGUAUGGCCAGCCCUUCCAGAGGGUUCUCAGCUCUGGUCCAUCUUCUGGGUCUCACUAGCUUUAUAUGGUCUUUCAAGUAUAUGCACGAUAACCCCAAUCACGCGAACGAAGCAUAUGGCUGGCAUUUUCAGUACCUCACCGUGCUAGGCCUCUCCCUGUCUCUUGUCACUAUGGCCUGUGGGCUUAUCGCAGAUGUGACACUAUCACCCCGCCUUUUUCUCGUCAAGAACCUCCUCUCGAUGUGCUGUACGCCAUUGGAGGUGCUGAUUAGUAUUUUAUACUGGGGUCUUCGCUUGAUUGACAAGCGUCUUGUCGUUCCUGACUGGGCUAUCAUUCCCUUGAAUGUUGACAUAAGCUUCCAUGCCGCCCCGUCAGUGAUCCUUCUAAUAGAUCUCCUACUUUUGUCACCGCCAUGGACCAUUACUAUUCUUCCCUCAUUGGGGUUAUCCAGCACUAUUGCGAUAGGGUAUUGGUUUUGGAUCGAAAGGUGCUUUUCAUACAACGGAAUAUAUCCUUAUCCGAUUUUUGAGGUGGCGGGUCUCGAAGGUCGUAUUGGGAUCUUUGCUAUUAGCGCAGUGGUAAUGGCGCUGAGCACUGGCACCCUGAAGUGGUUGUACGGACGUGUCAACGGCUUUGGAACGAGCAAGCCCCAGUCUCGCCCGGGUGCCAUCCAGCAGAACGGCCACUUCUAGCGCACUUGCUCAUUUACCAGAAUUGGGUGGCACAUGGUAGGGGUAGGAUUAGACACUAUUGUCUUGGAAAGAGGACGGUAUAGACUUGUAGUACAGCGUUGGUGAAGCUGUCUAGAGUAUGAGCUGUGAUUUGGCAUUAUCUCAUAGACAUAAUUAUAGAAUUUUUGGACCUG
Molecule: messenger RNA, 1018 nt
Organism: Aspergillus aculeatinus CBS 121060
Lineage: Eukaryota; Fungi; Ascomycota; Eurotiomycetes; Eurotiales; Aspergillaceae
Product: putative integral membrane protein
Exons: 8
Coding region: 102-845 (247 amino acids)
Cellular component (GO): endomembrane system; membrane
Source: RefSeq, a predicted model, not a curated record